UCACGUGUGGGGGCGCGCGGCGGCGGCGGGCGCGCGCAGCGCUUUAAAGGCGCGGAGGCGGCAGGAGCGGCUGCUCGGGCCCGGAGCGGACGGCGGGACCCGGCGGCAGCUCCGGCGACAUGUGCGGCGGACGGGGAAGCAUUUGGCUGGUUCUGGCCGCGGCGCUGCUGCACGUGUCCCUGCAAGGCGAGUUCCAGAGGAGGCUGUACAAGGAGCUGGUCAAGAACUACAACCCGCUGGAGAGGCCGGUGGCCAACGACUCGCAGCCGCUCACCGUGUACUUCUCCCUGAGCCUCCUGCAGAUCAUGGAUGUGGAUGAGAAGAACCAAGUUUUAACCACCAACAUUUGGCUGCAAAUGUCUUGGACAGAUCACUAUUUGCAGUGGAACAUGUCCGAGUACCCGGGAGUGAAGAAUGUUCGUUUCCCAGAUGGCCAGAUUUGGAAACCAGACAUUCUCCUCUAUAACAGUGCUGAUGAACGGUUUGAUGCCACAUUCCACACCAACGUCUUGGUGAACGCAUCUGGGCAUUGCCAGUAUCUUCCUCCAGGCAUAUUCAAGAGCUCCUGCUACAUUGAUGUGCGCUGGUUCCCUUUUGAUGUGCAGCAGUGCAAGCUGAAGUUUGGGUCCUGGUCCUAUGGAGGGUGGUCCCUGGACUUGCAGAUGCAGGAGGCAGAUAUCAGCAGCUACAUCCCCAAUGGAGAAUGGGAUCUCAUGGGAAUCCCUGGCAAGAGGAAUGAGAAGUUCUACGAAUGCUGCAAAGAGCCAUACCCAGAUGUCACCUACACAGUAACCAUGCGCCGCAGGACGCUCUACUAUGGUCUCAAUCUGCUCAUCCCCUGUGUGCUCAUCUCGGCCCUAGCUCUGCUGGUAUUCUUGCUCCCUGCAGACUCUGGGGAGAAAAUCUCCCUUGGAAUAACAGUCUUGCUUUCCCUGACUGUCUUCAUGCUGCUUGUGGCUGAGAUCAUGCCUGCAACAUCUGAUUCUGUGCCCUUGAUAGCACAGUACUUCGCCAGCACCAUGAUCAUCGUGGGCCUGUCUGUGGUGGUGACAGUGAUCGUGCUGCGAUAUCACCAUCAUGACCCUGAUGGCGGCAAAAUGCCCAAGUGGACCAGGAUCAUUCUUCUGAACUGGUGUGCAUGGUUCCUGCGCAUGAAGAGGCCUGGGGAGGACAAGGUGCGGCCAGCCUGUCAGCACAAGGCUCGCCGCCGCUGCAGCCUGGCCAGUGUGGAGCUGAGCGCAGGUGCCGGGCCACCCACCAGCAAUGGUAACCUGCUCUACAUCGGCUUCCGAGGCCUGGAGGGCAUGCACUGUGCCCCAACUCCGGACUCUGGGGUCGUGUGUGGUCGUUUGGCCUGCUCCCCAACACACGAUGAGCAUCUCCUGCAUGGUGCACACCCUUCUGAUGGGGACCCCGACCUGGCCAAGAUCCUGGAGGAGGUCCGCUACAUCGCCAACCGCUUCCGCUGCCAGGAUGAGAGUGAAGUGGUCUGCAGUGAGUGGAAGUUUGCAGCCUGCGUGGUGGACCGCUUGUGCCUCAUGGCCUUUUCGGUCUUUACCAUCAUCUGCACCAUUGGCAUCCUCAUGUCAGCCCCAAACUUUGUGGAGGCUGUCUCCAAAGACUUUGCGUGAUAUCACCACCUAGGAAAUGUACUGAUAGGGAAAGUAUCUGGAGGGUGAGACUUGGGGUCCUAACCCCAUAUAACAACUCUGAAGUAUCCGUGUAGCUGUCAGUCUUGAGACUUAGUUUCCUGGUUACUUUAACUAAAAAGAUAUCAGCACCCUUCUGUUUUUUCUUCUCACAAUUACCAUUGGCAUAUUCUUGCCUUCAGCAGGGUUACUAAGUGGUCAUUUGCCCCCUCUGGACAGCCCUGCAGGGUAUAUCUCAGUGGCUGUUGUUGGCCGGUAGAGGCCUGUCCAGUUGGUGUUGCAUGCCUGCAUGCCCCUUGUUACGGGCUCAAAUAAGAGUUUACUAUCUGCCUGUGCCAUGCACAGACCCAGGCUGAAACCAAUGCUGAGCAGCACUCACUGGGUCCAUUUCGACAACUUCCUUGUGAAAGGAAGGCAACACAAAUUCAAUUCUCUGCAGAGUUUUUUUGUGAUUUAACUUACCUCUUUUUCUUUAUUAAUGACCAACUUUUUACUACAGAGAAAGUUGGCCUUCUAAAUGAUGUUUUCAGCAAGCUGGUUCCUGUAGCUCUGUACUGAAAUUAGCACACUGGUUGUGUCAGUUCUAAACUAGGACUAGCCUUUGCCAAAAGCUUUUGGAAGCUGUGGUCCCUGUACAUAUCAAGCUUCAUGCUGUGCCCAUGUCCUGAGGGAUUACCUGAUUCUGUUUUACUGUGCAAAAGCUGAAGGGCAAAUAGAGUUCUGAGUGUUAACAAGGGAGUAGAUGAUGCUUCGCUAAACCAUUUGAUGUGUGUUUUUUAGAUAAGAGUUAUAACUGUAAUUAAUGAGGCAGUUCCACAUAAUUUAUCUGGUAAUCAAGAGAGGUUUAUUUCUGGGGUAACUUAAAGCCAACAGGGGUUGGUUACAGGAUCCGGGAGAGAUGAGGUACCAUCCAGUGGAGGACUUUGUCUUGGUUUCCCAUCCAGCUUCCAGGACUACGAGGUAUCCAGAAGGGGCAAGCAUAUACACCUUGAGUCUUAAGGGGCUCCCUCUCAGCCACGCCCCAGGGGCAGUUCACAGGCAGAUAUGGCAGUUACCUGCUAUCACUCUAGGGGCAGUGUUUCAAGGUCAAAACUGGGAGAGCUACCCACUACAGUGUUUCUUAGUUGUUCUGCAAGUCAGACUUCACUGGUCUUAGAAGUUUGUGCAUCUGUAUAACUGCACAUCACCAAAUGAAUAUAUCCCGUGGCUUUCCCUCUGGGCUACUGUGUGGCAGGAGCUGGAGCAAGGUGAUGUUGCUGGCAUCAGGAUUUGGCCUCCGGGGAGCUACCUUCCCAUGGCUUCAGGUGCAAAGCUGACUCAGGGUCAGUGCAUGGAUUCACUGGAGAUAGAUGAGGGGGUGUUGUUUGUAUGUUUUUCUCUUCUGAGUUAAGGUCUAGCUGUGUAACUCAUAGUGGUCUGUUUCCAUUUCACGUCUUAUUUGUUAAUGGGGUCUGAGGAUUCUUCACUAAGAAAAACCCUGUUCAAUUAUGUUGUCCAUUUUCUUGAAGCUUAAAACUAUACCAAGUGUCUGAGGUCCCCAAAAAAUUUAAUCUUCUGACUCCAGAGAUGGAAUCAUGAGGGAAGAUUAGAUUUCUCAGAACUCGAACAACAACAACAACAACAAAACCCACUUUUUCCUAGCUACUAAUUUUACUGCAGGAAGAUGAAGGCUUGGUGGUAGCCUCUGUGUGUGUGUGUGUGUGUGUGUGUGUGUGUGUGUGUGUGUGUGUGUGUGUAUGUGUGUGAGUGUCUGAAGAAAGGACAUAGUAUAAAGUGAUUUGGACAAAUCUGGAGACUUCGUUGAUUUUGGCACUCACCAUCUAGAGCAGGGUCAUUCCCAGCAUGCAUCUUUUACAUCCAGUAUCAACAAAUCAUGCACAAUAUUUUUUUUUUGCUGGUGUUAUUUUUUUUUAUUAAAGUAACUGGAAACAAAUAGGUGUGCUUUGAUACCUAAAGACCAGGCUUUGUGUCCUACUGUUAGUUAAAAAUUGAAUCCUAGCCUUUGCUUUGACUAUCUGAGUAAUUAUUGCCAUUAUAAAAAUAAUGGUAAAGUCUAGCUGUGCUAAUAGUUAGAAGAUGUAUAUGGUUCAAAAUUGUCUCCCCCUUGCUCCCAUUUCCUCCUAGGAACAGUUUUAGAGAAGAAGAAAGGAAAGAUGGGGACGGAGAGAGGGAGGAGAGCUUGGAGGGACGUUGUUGUUGCUUUCCUUGAACUCAUGCUUGAAAGGUGCUUUGCAUCUAGUGUUUUGUCCUAGAGAGUUUUCCGUAAUGACAUCUAAAGGUCUACCUCAUUCCUCUUACUAGCUGCUUAGCGUUCCACUCCAUUUGGUGGCUUACAAUUUGUUGGCUUAGCCUUUUACUGGUGAGCACGUAGCUACACUAUUUCCAGGUUUUAUUUUUAUACACAAGUGUGUAGUUAGCAUUUUGGUGCAUACUUUGCCAUAUUUUUGUGACUGUAUCUUGGUAUAAAUGCCAGUUUAGGAAUGGAAAAACUGGAUGUAAGACUAUGUGCAUUUAGACUUUUGAUAAAUAUUUCCAGAUGGUCCUCUGUGAACUGGAUAGCCCCACCCAUAGGACAGUUCAAGGGCCAGACUGUCAGCUUUCUGGUGUUAAAUAUUUUCAUAUUUAGUUUUUCCUUUCCCAAUCUGACUGGUAAAAAUGAUAAGGCAACAAUAUUCUGAUUUUAGUUCAUUUUACCAUGAGAAAGGUUGAAUUUUUCAAAUAUAUUUUGGUAAUUUCAAUUUUAUAUUUCUAUCUUUUAUACAAAUUUCAGUUUUUUAUUCUUUUAAUUUUUAUUUGGCAUUUGUUUCUGAUGCUGUUUAUUGAUUGCAUAUUUAUUGACAUAUAGAAAGUUUAAAACUCUAUGUUGCUAGUUUAUUCAUGUUUUCUUCUGUAGAACAUAAGACUGCCCUCUAGGUGGUCUUCCCCAUGUUGAGUUUACAAAUAAAUUGACUCAUAUUUUCUUUCUAAACAAUAUGUUCAUUUGUUCACCUUUAUAACUAAACCUAGUUGCUCUUCUCUGAGGGUGGUCACUGAUACACCAGGCGUAUAAUAAAGCAUUUCUGUAAUAUAAUGGGACUCUUCACUCUGUUCAGAUUGUCGCCUUCCGUGUAAAUUGACUUUCUUGAAGUGCUGUUCUGUUUUGUUGAUUAAUCUGCCUCGAUGCUGUUGAUUUCCAAAGCUUUAUUCCUAUUAGUAUUAAUAUUUUCAUGUGGAUUCUCUCUUCUGCUCCCUUCCUUUUAUUCUCUGUGUCUUAAACAUCUAACUGGGGUCACAACGGAUUCACAUAGCAGGUCUUCCUGUUUGGAAACUCCACAAUGUCAGCUUGUAUUCAGAUCUAAUUUUGUGUAGUCAGUAGGACUGUUGAGAAAAUUCCUACCAAUUUCUUGCUGUUUAUUUCUUCAUAACUUACCAAUUGGUUACCAUCUUCAGUUUGGUGGCAUUAAUUUUGUUUUCUAGCUGAAUGUGUAGGAAAGUAGUUUGAGUUUGUAUGUUAAUGUUAAUUGUCACCAUAAUUGUGCCAUUUUGUUUCUAAGGUUUUCUUUUAACUCAUCCUUCCCAAUAUCUUUGUUUUCUUUUCUAUCCAGUUGCACUUGAGAACAAUAAUUGGCUUGUUUGCAUACUUAUCUUGUUCUUAAUGUUGAUGGAUAUUUUAAUGACUCACAGUUUUACUUGUAUGAAGACAUUGUAUUUUCUUCAUCAUAAUAAAAAUUAUCUGUGUAUUCUCUCAA
Molecule: messenger RNA, 5377 nt
Organism: Peromyscus californicus insignis
Lineage: Eukaryota; Metazoa; Chordata; Mammalia; Rodentia; Cricetidae
Gene: Chrna7
Product: cholinergic receptor nicotinic alpha 7 subunit
Exons: 10
Coding region: 120-1631 (503 amino acids)
Biological process (GO): monoatomic ion transmembrane transport; regulation of membrane potential; nervous system process
Cellular component (GO): neuron projection; postsynaptic membrane; synapse
Molecular function (GO): transmembrane signaling receptor activity; acetylcholine-gated monoatomic cation-selective channel activity
Source: RefSeq, a predicted model, not a curated record